Molecule: messenger RNA, 618 nt
Organism: Telopea speciosissima
Lineage: Eukaryota; Viridiplantae; Streptophyta; Magnoliopsida; Proteales; Proteaceae
Product: ethylene-responsive transcription factor 12-like
Exons: 2
Coding region: 53-601 (182 amino acids)
Biological process (GO): regulation of DNA-templated transcription
Molecular function (GO): DNA binding; DNA-binding transcription factor activity
Source: RefSeq, a predicted model, not a curated record
GAGUCUAAGUCGUCUGUCGGCAGUUAUUCUCCGACUGCUCAGUUGCGAACCAAUGGUGGUAGAAACUUUUCAAGUUCGUAAGCGUGGCUUCGCCGCCGCCGUAACUGUCGGCGAUAAGGAGACGAUGAAGGUGGUGCCGGAUUUCAAGCCGGUUCAAUACAGAGGCGUGCGGAAGCGACCGUGGGGGCGUUACGCGGCUGAGAUUCGAGAUCCGUGGAACAAGACAAGGAAGUGGCUGGGGACAUUUGAUACUGCAGAGGAAGCUGCCAUGGCUUACGAUGAAGCUGCGAGAACCUUCCGUGGAUCCAAAGCUAAGACUAACUUCGGUGAUGGAGGUCUCGCCAUCACCGGAUCUGCUGUUGCUGCUGGUUCUGAAAUGUUUCAAAGGCAGCUGAAGGAAUGGCCUCCCGCCUAUGUUACUGGUGACGGUCGGAGCUUAUUUUCCUCCGUCGGAGUUCCGGCGGCUACUCCGGUUAGUUCUGGUUUUACAGGAUAUAAGUUUGUGGCAGUAGAGGUGGUGGUGAGAAACGAACAGGAGAAGAUGAAGGAGGAGAAAAAACCGUUGUCCAUCGAUCUUAACCUCCCUGCUCCUCUCUUCUGAUAGUAAGUUCGCCGGUA